UGACGACAUUAAAACGCGACGUUGUUAAAAUUGAAGGCGACGACGCAGUAAGCAUGGAGGUUUUUGUUGUGUCGCCGUUUUCAAGAUUUAUUCACGGUACCGUGCCACACGAGUCGACUGUCAACGACCUGAUAGGACUGUUUAACCCCGGAGAGGGCAUCUCGUGUGUGGACUUCUAUGUGAAGAACAAUGGCCGAAUAUCAGCUGGUGAUGAGAGACUGCAAGCUGGAGCGGUUUAUCGCCUCGAGCCUCGCUUAUGUGGCGGCAAAGGAGGUUUCGGCUCCAUGCUGCGAGCUCUCGGGGCGCAGAUCGAGAAAACCACCAACCGAGAGGCCUGCAGAGAUCUGAGUGGGCGCAGACUCCGAGAUGUCAAUCACGAAAAAGAAAUGGCGGAGUGGCUGAAAAAGCAGGCCGACCGUGACGCGGAGAAGGAACAACGGCGCUUGGAGCGGAUUCAGAGGAAACUGGCCGAACCCAGACACCGUUUCACGGACACGGAGUACGAGCAGCAGUGUCACAAUCUCUCCGAGAGGCUGGAGGACUCUGUGCUUAAAGGCAUGCAGGCUUCAUCCAGCGGCGUGGUACGGGCAGAAGAAAAGCCGCUUCGUAAACGCCCAGCUACCAAAAACGGAAACACGUCUUCAAAGAAGAAAUGCUUCUGGACCGGCCUCGAGGACCUUGAGGACGUGGACAGUUCGGAAGGUGAGAGCGAUGAGAGUGAAGCUGAAGCUUCUUCCUCGUCCUCGUCUUCUGGCGCUGGCCCUUCCUGCAGCUCUCGGCAAGCAGCAGUACCGACAGCGACAACUAGGGAGCAGGAGAAAGCAGAGUCUCAGGACCGACCCAGCAGCAGCAGUUCCAGCGCCGGCUCAGCGCCCUGCUCCCCGUCUCCCAGCCAGGAGAAAGCAGAGUCUCAGGACCGACCCAGCAGCAGUUCCAGCGCCGGCUCAGCGCCCCGCUCCCUGUCUCCCAGCCAGGAGAAAGCAGAGUCUCAGGACCGACCCAGCAGCAGUUCCAGCGCCGGCUCAGCGCCCCACUCCCCGUCUCCCAGCCAGGAGAAAGCAGAAAAGAACGAAGAACCUGGACAGAUGGAGUGCAGUGAAAAAGAAGACAACACGCAGAACGUCAGCAAUCAAAAGGAAGCUGAGAAGGACAGAACUGUGGAGACGAAAGAUUGCGCAGACACACAGCCAGUUCACCCAGAGGAAGCGGACACUCCAUUAAACCUGCUGUCUGUGAGCGGGGUGGAGGAGCUGGAGGCUCUGGGUCUGGAGCGGCUGAAGGCUGAGCUGAUGAAUCGAGGGAUGAAGUGUGGAGGGACACUGCGAGAGCGUGCCGCUCGCCUAUACUCCGUCAGAGGACUGAGUGCUGAUCAGAUCGACCCGACGCUCUUAGCCAAACCCAGCAAGGGCAAAAAGAAAUAACCAGGACAUAUAGAACAUUCAGGUUGUUGUGGGGUUUUUUUUUUGGGUUAGAGGUGUUAAACUCUAUCUUUUUUUUUUUUUUUUUAUAUAUAUAAAUAUUCCCUUUUUAUCUUAUAUGUAAUUUCACUGCCAUCUCCUUGCUUGCUUUAAGGCAGAAUGGAAAGGAGGCUUUCUGUCUGUUAAUGUAACUAUGUGCCUUUAUCCUGAUACAGUAAUGUAAGAAUAAACGUGAUAAUUUCAUACUAAAGAGGAUCAUUUUAAGGUUUAAGGGAAAUAAUAAUAGAAUGUUUUUUGUUCAUUUUCUGCUGAUUGGGCUGUUAAACUAUGUACACUUGUGUGUAUUUUUGUUUAACUGUUACUUGUAAUACUGUAAAUAAAGCUUGGUGGAAAAAUGACAGAACAGCCUGCUUCAGAA
Ictalurus punctatus (channel catfish) is the source of this 1836-nucleotide messenger RNA. Its product is annotated as splicing regulator SDE2. The coding region runs from base 54 to 1421 and encodes 455 amino acids. The transcript has 7 exons. The record is from RefSeq and is a predicted model, not a curated record. Lineage: Eukaryota; Metazoa; Chordata; Actinopteri; Siluriformes; Ictaluridae. Gene Ontology annotation, cellular component: nucleus.